AUGGUGAAUAGCGACGAGCUCAAGCGCGCCGAAACAGGCCUACGAAUAGCGCAGCUUAAGUUCAAACAAGCGCUCAAGCGCGAAGACAACUCGGGUCAACCGCUCCCAUCCGUCUCCCUCGAGUCCAGCACAAGCUUUUGCGACGACAUCGAUGCGGUGCUCCGGCGGAACACGACGGACAACGUCCAGACUUGCAAGAAUUGGAUAGUUAAGCACAUAGCUCCUUCAAAAGCCCGCAUUGCAAUACUGGGUGAAUACUUGGUAGCCGUCUCCAAGUCAAUUGUCGUUGAACAACCCGCCAAAUCAGCCAAAGCCGCCCGAUCUCGCCUGGCUGUACUCCUCGUUAUCAGUGAUGUCCUUCACGCGGAAAAGUUUCACCGCGAGGAUGGCGCAGUGCAAGGAAAGAUUCUCAACAAUCUAAAACCAUACAUUGAGAAUAUGGUAGAACUCGCGGCUCUGGCUGUACCGGGAAAGAAUUCAACAGCCGAGCAGCAGUUGAAAGCUGUCCUCAACUUCUGGGGCGCCAGUGCUUGUAUCAACGCUGGCGAUCUCAAGUCUAUUCGCGAGCGAGUGGACGAGGGUGUCGCGGUAGCGCAAGGCGCGACGCCGCAGCUCAAAAGAACACACGCGCUGCCCGACUGGUUUGGUGACAGGAGCGUCCCGUGGCACGAGCUAUCUGCAUCCUACAUGGUCGAGCCUCUGUUGAAGAAUCCUGAUCGUCCGAUACCUACGAAUGUGAUCAAUGCGACUCGAUUCGAGCAGAAACAGCCCUCGGAGCGUACACGAAAAUUGCUCGACAAUUACUUCGAAAACAUCGACCUACAGUAUGUACCAAACGCAGACAAUCCGACCGGCGAGACGAAGAAAUAUAAGCUUUGGCUCGAUUCAAUUGGCCAGCUGGUGAAACAGAACAAGGAGACCCAGGAAGUGACAACCGUUUGCAACGGCUACGGAUGGUCCACGAAGUUCUGUCAGGAGAUGCAAGAAAACGGGAUUCCUGACAGGGUUACGGAGCUCAGGGAAGGAUAUAAGGAGAAAGCUGCGCAGAAUCCUCGUGACAGUCGAUGGAAAUCACCCCCUCGCGACUAUGGGCGUAAUUCGCGAUCGCCUCGCCGUCGAUACUCGUACAGCUCGGACUCGCGCUCUCGAUCUCGCACACGCUCGCACUCGCGCUCGAGCUCAUAUGGCAAACAUGACCGCGACGAUCGAUCACGGUCCAGCGAGCGCCGCCGACGAUCCUCCCGUGACGAUGGCAGGAAGUCGAAUGGACGUCGCAGCCGGUAUGAUGACAAAGGACGUACAUCCCAAGACAACGUCAGCCGCAAGCGUCCGCAUGACAGGCAAUCGCGCUGGAUUGACAAUCAGAGCGACUUUUCUAAUACCAAACGCAACUACCCUAUACCAUCUACUCAGCAGCCAAGCUAUAGCGCACCAAAUGCGUAUCCUACACCAGGUGUUCGACAACAAGUUUUCCCCCCACCAUCAAUGUCGCAGCCACCACACAAUAUGUCUGGCUUUGUUCCACCUCCACCGCCUGCGCCUGCGCCUGGACAAUUUUCAGGGUUUUCAAUGCAUGGGUUUCCACCACCACCGCCUCCGCCUCAGCACUUUCAAAGUGCCGGCGUCCCACCGCCCCCUCCACCACCACCACCAAACUUCCAAGGGCCGUUCUAUGGCGCACAUCCUAAUACCGGAGGCUUUCCGAAUGAUACUUAUCAAUUUGGGAACAAUGCUCCACCAUAUCAAGGUAAUCUUGGCGGAUAUGCAGGGCAACCACAAGGCAACUUCCGCGGAAGCUUUCAGGGUGGACAAAGAGGUGGUUUUCGCGGUGGUUUCCAAGGGCAAGGACGUGGUCAGGGCAGGUAUUGA
Didymosphaeria variabile is the source of this 1869-nucleotide messenger RNA. RefSeq lists its product as uncharacterized. The record is from RefSeq and is a predicted model, not a curated record. The transcript has 2 exons. Bases 1 to 1869 code for a protein of 622 amino acids. NCBI's taxonomy places the organism in Eukaryota, Fungi, Ascomycota, Dothideomycetes, Pleosporales, Didymosphaeriaceae.